Molecule: messenger RNA, 1695 nt
Organism: Meloidogyne enterolobii
Lineage: Eukaryota; Metazoa; Nematoda; Chromadorea; Rhabditida; Meloidogynidae
Source: the annotation of a GenBank genome assembly
UUUUUUAUUUUCGUUAUAUUUGACUGUCCAAUGAAUUCUAUUACGAAUAAUUAUACGUCGCUUAUGGCGGACACUUUUAGUGCUUUAGAAGUUUGGCAGAAACUUAGAGCUCACCAGCCAAGAAAUAUCGAUCACGGUAUUACUGAUCUGAUUGACCUCUUGGAUUGGAUCCAUAAAGAAUGGCGUCAUUCUGUUAAUGAUAAUGCUCGAUUGAGUAAUCUUAAUGAAAGGCUUAAUAGACAAAUUGGAAAUUUCGAGUUAGAAUUGGAUCAAGCAAGAGCGAAUAAUGGAGCAUUAGUUUCUCAACUGGCUUCUGCUAAUACAAAAAUUGGAUCACUCGAGGAAGAGCUUUUGCAAUAUAAAGAACGAUUUAAAAUUGCUCGUGCUGAAAUUCAGAAUGCUGCUUUUACAUUUCCUAUGGACACACCUAAUGAUGCUAGACAUGGUAAGCGUCGGUCCAAUUCUCUUGGAUUUAUGCCUGGAAAGAGAUCUAAACAUUUGGAUGAUUUGGGCCGUGUAAGGGAAGACGAUGAGGAUGAGAACGACCCUGCACCUUUACAAAAACCUCUGAUGCGGACGUUGAAUAGAUCUAUUUCUGAUUCACAUAUUAUGGCUGAAGAAAAGAAGGAUGUUGCUCAACUUAAAAAUCAACAAAGUUCUACAAAAUGUACAACGACAACUACUACAAGUACUAUGGAUAUACGUUCAAGUCCAAUGGCUGGUUUUUGCCCAGGAUGGACUAAAGGAAGAACUUUAGACCAGUGCACGCACAAUUUUGUUCCAACGAACAAUUUGUUUAGCGCUGCUUUUUCAUAUUGUGGUGUUUGUGCUCGAAGUUUGGGAAUACGGAGUUUGAAGUGUAAUGAUUGUAAGCUUCAAAUCCACGAGAAUUGCCGCAAUAAUUCUCCACUUCCGUGUGUUCCAAUGAUACCAACACCUCAACGUAAUAAUCCAAAACAACGUCCGCGUCUUGCUGAUCUCUGUCCAGAUUCUCAGCCACAAAUUCCUGGACAAAUAAUUCGUUGUGUUUUUGCAAUAGAGAAGAAUUAUAUUAACAAUGUUGGUCUCUAUCGUGUUCCUGGAUGUGACAGCGAAGUGAAAAAGCUCAAGGAAGCUUUUAAUUCAAAAUAUGCACCAAAAUUGGAACAACUUGAUCCAGAGACGAUUACCGGGUUUAUUAAAAAAUUUCUGCGAGAUCUUCGAGAACCAAUAAUUCCUCUUUCGUCGUUCACAGAAUUUUAUGCAGCGGUUAGUAAUAAAAAUGAAGCACAGCUGCGAACAGCUAUAGAAGAUUUGCCAGUUCCAAACCGUCACACUUUGGCCUUUUUAUGUGCUCAUUGGCAAAAAAUGCCGCUUGAGAAUUUGGCUAAAGUUUUGGGACCUACAGUUGUUGGAACAGCAUCAAAAUUGACACAUUUGCAGCAACAAGCUGGUGGUACUGAUUGUCAUUCUCAUCAUUAUAUGGAAGCAAGCAAACAAGUGGAAAUUUUAUAUGCUCUUCUAACACUUGACAAUAAUUACUGGACAGCUUUUUACAAUUGGCAACCAGGCAAUCAAGUAAUGCUUCAGAACAAUCAAGGUUAUCUUGGAAGUAGUAAUACUCCACAAGGGACUUGCGCUACAAUAAAACGACGUCCGCCAAUUAAUCAACGUUAUGGCGAGUCUGUUAAUGAACCUCAUCGGCAAAUGUAUUGA